UGCAGCAGGUGUCUACCCACGGUCUGCACCAUUCAGCUCCGGGGAGGACAGAUGGUCACUCUCAAGCCUGACGAGACCCUCCAGGAUGGCUGUGACAACCACUUCUGCAAAGUCAACGAGAGAGGAGAGUACAUCUGGGAGAAGAGGGUCACGGGCUGCCCGCCCUUUGAUGAGCACAAAUGUCUGGCGGAGGGAGGGAAAAUCAUGAAAAUUCCAGGCACCUGCUGUGACACGUGUGAGGAGCGCGAGUGCAAGGACAUAGUUGCCACGCUGCAGUACGUCAAAGUGGGCAGCUGUAGGUCCGAGGAGGAGGUGGACAUUCACUACUGCCAGGGUAAAUGCGCCAGCAAAGCCGUGUACUCCAUCGACACAGAGGACGUGCAGGACCAGUGCUCCUGCUGCUCGCCCACGCUCACUGUGCCCAUGCAGGUGCCCCUGCGCUGCACCAACGGCUCCGUCAUCCACCACGAGAUCCUCAACGCCAUGCAGUGCAGAUGCUCCCCCAGGAAGUGCGGCAAGUGAGGCCCACGGAGGGGGCGUGGCCUCCCGCCGCUGCCCCAGUGCUCAGUCCCGCAGCUCUGCUCUCCUGCCCGCCCUGGGCCCCCAUUAAAGGCCAAUCUCUCAU
Condylura cristata (star-nosed mole) is the source of this 625-nucleotide messenger RNA. Its product is annotated as von Willebrand factor-like. The record is from RefSeq and is a predicted model, not a curated record. Gene Ontology annotation, biological process: cell-substrate adhesion; blood coagulation. The transcript is spliced from 5 exons. NCBI's taxonomy places the organism in Eukaryota, Metazoa, Chordata, Mammalia, Eulipotyphla, Talpidae. Gene Ontology annotation, cellular component: extracellular matrix. The annotation marks the transcript as partial.